Molecule: messenger RNA, 3390 nt
Organism: Papilio polytes (common Mormon)
Lineage: Eukaryota; Metazoa; Arthropoda; Insecta; Lepidoptera; Papilionidae
Product: zinc finger protein Xfin-like
Exons: 10
Coding region: 155-3307 (1050 amino acids)
Source: RefSeq, a predicted model, not a curated record
UCAACCAAUAAACAAUGACAAUUUCAACGUUUAACAAACAAUUAUAAGGAAUCAAAUAACUUGUGAUUAAAUUGUUGAAUCAAUUCUAUUUAACAAGUUUCUUUAUAAAGUUUUAGUAAUAUAGACCAUUUCCGGAAGUUUUUACAAUAGCAAAAUGGUAUCCGAUGACUCCGAUGAUGAGCCCCUGUCAAUUUUAGCUGCAGAGAAAAGAUUACACCCAGAAAAAUUCCCAGAACCCGAACAUGAAGGCGCAAGUACCAGCAUCGUUCCCAAAAAGAGACAGAGAAAAUCACUGACGCCAAAAAAACUGGGAAUCACAAUUAAAAUAAGAAAACAAAGGACAUUUCCACUUCCUCCUGUGAUAGAAAGACCAGCUGAUGUUUGGCUCUAUCUUAAAGACUUGAAUCCUGCUGGUCCUUACAGCUGUUUACUAUGUCCUGAUUGGUUUAUAAAUCGAUCAAAAAUGAUCAUGCAUUAUGUGUUAAAUCACAAAAAAGAUUUUUGUGGUAUUUGUAGAUAUUUUGUACCAAACAGGGAGUUGUGGCAUGAACAUGUAAAAUUUCAUACACCUUGGCCGUGCUCCCAAUGCAUCGCAAACUUUCCCAACCAAGUUACAUUACGCCAUCAUCUAAGCAGCGCUCACAAAUUAGUACACUGUCGCUUAUGUCACUUCCGUCUCCCUGACGAUGACCAAUACAAUUGUCAUCUGUUCCAAAAACACAGUGUUAUAAAUGUACUUAGUAAAGAUGAAGAAGUGCUCUGGGAUUUUGACUAUGAUGGUACUACGAAAUUUUUAUGUUUACUCUGUUCGAAGGGCAAUAAUCUAAGUUCUAUGUUUUUCAAGCAUUACAUGGGUUACCAUCAUUUUACUAUCAAGUGUUUAACCAGUUUACUUUCUGGUAGAGAUUCACCGUUCACUGUUAAUGGUGCUGAUGUAAGUGCUCACUUUAUUGAUGGACAAUUGCAAGGGCAAAUUCGUUACGGUUAUGUUGAUUUGGAUAAAAUAUCUUUCAAUGGAAUUCAAUUAGAUGAACAAAAUAACGAGAAAUAUAAAUACUUAAAAGCAGAAGUAAAACAUGAAGAUGCUACAGAUGGUGAAGUAAGACAGAGUAGUAAUAAAGAAACUAAAACUGAAGACGUAAAUCAGAAUUAUAAAGGAGAUGAAGAUUUUGAUGUAACUCAUACAGAACUUUUAGUUUUAGAGAAGAGUUUUUUUGAUUAUGUAAAACGUACACUACAUGAUAUAAAUAAUAAUCAAAUGCCUUUAAAUUCUUUGAUACAAUAUGAAGAUGGUAAAUCUGAUAUAACAAAGGAAAUAGAAUGUCCAUUAUGCAAAUCGAAGUAUGAAAAUGUUCAAGCAUUUUCAUUGCAUAUGAAUAAAAUGCAUUGCAUUAAGUUCAUCCCAUCAUAUUCAUGCAGAGUUUGUGCGACCACAUUUGAUACACUUAGUGAGCUAGAAACUCACACAGCUCUUGAAAUGGAGAACUUCGAAGAUCUUUGGAUCUGUCAGUUUUGUGACAAAGAGUUUGACAACCGAGAUGCGACAAGAAAGCAUUUAACGGAGCACUGGCAGGUUAUGGAAUAUGACAAUUGUUUCAGCCCACACUUGGGUUUUAAAUGCAGAUUUUGUCCGAUGCUGUUUUGGAACGAAACGGACCGUGAAGAACACCAAGUUAGAGAACAUUUAGAGAAAUAUCGGGAUCAGUUUUAUAAAUGUAUUAACUGUUUAGAACUGUUCAGUGAAAAAGUGUGGUUUAUACAUCAUCAUUUGGAGAAACACUCUGCUGAUAAAAUGGAAACAUAUCUAAUAAAGUGCUGUUUAUGCUGCAUUGUCUUACCAAGCAUUGAGGAGAUGAGGAACCAUUUCACUGAAGACCAUCCGGAGGCUCGGAAAGUGUACUGUUCAUUGGGUUCAUGUCAAUACAAACCUUUGAGUCAUAGGAAGUCAUUUAAACUGCAUGUUAAGGCGAUCCACAGUCCGUGCGCGCGGGCGGAGCGCGACGUGAAGUGCGCGGUGUGCGGGCGCGAGUUCGCGAGCGCGCGGGCGUGCGGCGCGCACGUGGCGCAGGUGCACGGCCCCGGCAAGUUCAAGUGCAAGCUGUGCCGCGACACGCUGCACACCACUGACGAGAGGAAGCUUCACUACCUACUACGUCAUCCUGGACGCCACCCGUACGAGUGCGCGGACUGCGGCAAGUCGUUUCAGUACAAGUCCUCGUUGUACAUGCACCGACAGGACCAUAUACCUAACAAGCAGACGUACACAUGUAGUUACUGCUCGAAAGUUUUCAUGAAAAAGGAUUCGUUCCGCGAGCACGUGCAGAUCCACGAGGGUCCGCGACACGCGUGCUCGUACUGCCCCAUGCGCUUCGUGCAGCGCUCCAACAUGCUGCGCCACGAGCGCAGGCACACCGGCGAGCGCCCCUACGCCUGCCCGCACUGCGCGCGCACCUUCGCCGACAAGGGCGCCUGCAACUCGCACGUCAGAACACAUUCCAAAGAAACAUCAUUCGCGUGCCUCUACUGCGGUCAGACAUUUGUACAAAAGUCCAAACUAACCUAUCAUAUAAGAAAACAUACGGGAGAGAAUCUGGAAACAUGUCCUGUUUGUUCCAAAUUAUUUACCAGCGGAUGCUCGUUACGUGAACAUAUGAAGAUACAUGUGGCCAAGAAAUAUUUAAUUAAAUGUCCAAUGUGUGAUAAAAAGUACCAGGACGAGCGGUACAUGCUGCGACACCUACGCACGCGGCACGCGGGGGCGCAGCACGCCUGCCCGCUCUGCCACAAGCUGCUCACCAGCGCGCCCGGCCUGCGCCGCCAUCUGCUCACACACAGCGCGCUGGACAUCUUCCACUGCAAAUGUUGUCCAAAAUCCUACGCGAUUCAGAGAACUAUGAUAAAACAUCUACGCAGGCGCCACGGACUGAACGGCACUGAGAUUAAUAUUAAAGAUUUCUUUAGAAGACUGGACCCUAGAGAGUGUCAACUGGGAUUAGACGAAGAAACCAUGGUCAAUAUAUUCGGACCACCCAAGAAGGUUACAUCAGUCUUAGGAGCGGAUUUCGUGAAUUUAGCUAAUCUUUAUAAGAAAGAUGAUGGAGGGAAAGAAGAACAAACAGACGAUGAUGAUUCAGAUGAAGCAUCUUUACAAACACUUAGAAAGGAAUAUAUGAAUCGUGAAGGAGAAAGUAACAGAACGUUAGAGAAUGUUACAAUUAAACUGGAAACUAUAACAACUGAUGUAUUGGAGCCAACUGAUUUUGUCAGUGUUAAAAUUGAACCAUACGAUGAAAACGAACAUCAAUAGAAAAUGUUCAAUUUAAUACAUUUUAAACCCACUCUUAUAGUUUGUCUAAAUAAGAUUAGUUUGAUAAAUGACGCAUAUAAAGU